Molecule: messenger RNA, 960 nt
Organism: Penicillium canariense
Lineage: Eukaryota; Fungi; Ascomycota; Eurotiomycetes; Eurotiales; Aspergillaceae
Gene: rfeD
Exons: 4
Coding region: 1-960 (319 amino acids)
Source: RefSeq, a predicted model, not a curated record
AUGCAGGAGCACAUCCGACGUGCGCACCCGAACCACUACAUCCCCAAGCUCCCGGCGACGGAAGAGAGCUUCCUGCUGAUGGUCAACACCCCGCCCGAACAACGUGCGCAUUUGUCCCCUCCAGAACCCACUCGGCCUCGGCGCCCUCAUGGUCACGAUAUGGCGGAUAGGGACAUCUACGUCGCUGACGCCAGUUCCCCGGCCACCCCUCGAGCUCUCGACGAACCUCACCCGGCCGCAGCGACCGCGGCCGUUGCGCUUGCACAACUGCACCACCACCGCCUAGCCUCCGAUUGGGAUACAGACAUGCGACGAGAUAAACUGACCCGCCCGCGCAAGUCAUCCAUCACCCAGUCGGCUCGAAAGGCCAAGCAUGAGCGGCCAAAAUCGAAGGAAUUUGGUCGGCGCCCGAGUCUCAGCGACCGCAAGGCUCUUUCGGCAGAGCCGCAGACAGCCGCGUGGGCGCAAGGUAAGCGGUGGGAGGAUCUAAUUGAAGCAGCCACGUCGGCUACGGAAGCUGAUGACGAACCCUAUUCAGAGGCCGGCCGGUCCCCAACAAUCGCCCCACUGCUCGCAAAUGUGACAUCUGCGCCCUCUGGAUCCAAGAAUCGUUCUUCGCUACCUCCAGCCUUCCAAUCGGGAUCGGGACUCCCGCCAUUGUCCUCGCAUCGGCCAUUCCCACCCCAUUCAUACACUGCAUCACCAUUGCACAAGUCACUCACCCCUCCACCAUUCGAAACCCUUCGCAGUCGCGACAGCGACCUCGAGCCAUUCCCAUCAAUCGAAUCGUCUCUAGAUUCCAUGUCCUCCCGCAUCAGGAAAGAACUUUCCCUCUACGACAUCCGGCUUCGCGCGCUCCAUCAACUCCGACUCCAGCCCCGUCCUCAACCUCAUCCCGCCAAUCUCCCAACGUCAGCACCACCGCUUCUCAAACCCCACCCCCGCUUCUUUCCGCAAUAA